Diceros bicornis minor is the source of this 5595-nucleotide messenger RNA. RefSeq names its product zinc finger protein 573. Gene Ontology annotation, biological process: regulation of transcription by RNA polymerase II. Gene Ontology annotation, cellular component: nucleus. Lineage: Eukaryota; Metazoa; Chordata; Mammalia; Perissodactyla; Rhinocerotidae. The record is from RefSeq and is a predicted model, not a curated record. The transcript is spliced from 6 exons. Bases 3428 to 5371 code for a protein of 647 amino acids. Gene Ontology annotation, molecular function: RNA polymerase II cis-regulatory region sequence-specific DNA binding; DNA-binding transcription factor activity, RNA polymerase II-specific.
UGCUUAUAUGCCAGACCGUGCAAUUUUAGUAUCUGGUGUGAUAAAAAGACUCAUAACAUAGUUGCUACUUUUAUGUUCCCUCUAGUAAGUAAGGUAAACCCUGAAUGGGAAUAAAUGCAUCAAAGGCCACUUGUGACAAAGUCAAUGACAAGUAACGUGACUUGGGAUUUUAUAAGGCAGCGAUGUCAUUCUGACUGUAGCCACAACUGUCAGGUUAUGAUCAAACUAUGCUGACCUGUGAAAGCACUGAGAUGGUAAGAAUUUGUGUUGUAAAUUUUUACCUUACAUUUUUAUUGAGAUAUAAUUCACUACCUUAAAAUUCACCUUUUUAAAGUGUACAAUUCAGUGGUUUUUAGUAUGGUCACAAGGUUGUACAAUCAGCAGCACUAACUAAUUACAGAACAUUUCAUUACCCUAAAAAGAAACCCCCUGCUCAUUAGCUGUCACUUCCUAUUCUGUCCUUCUCCCAUACUCUCACAACCACUAAUUGGCCAUCUGUCUCUAUGGAUUUGCUUAUUCUCAAAAUUCCAUACACAUGGAAUCACGCAAUAUGUGUCCUUGUAUGUCUGGCUUCUUUCACUUAGUAUGAUGUUUUCAAGGUUCGUCCAUAUUGUAGAAUGUAUAAGUACUUCAUCCUUUUUUAAAAUGUGGUAAAGUAUACAUAUCAUAAAAUUUGACAUUUUAACCAUUUUUAACUGUAUAGUUCAGUGGCAUUAACAUUAUUGUGCAAACAUCAUGACCAUCCAUCUCCAGAACUUUUUCGUAUUCCCCAACUGAAACUGUACUGAUUAAACACUAACUCUCCAUUCCCUUCCCCUGUGGCAUCCACUUGCUGUGUCCAUGAAUAUGACUACUCCAAGAACCUUAUAUAAGAGGAAUCAUACAAUAUUUGUCCUUUUGUGACUGGCUUAUUUCACUUAGCAUAAUGUCUUCAAGGUUCAUCCAUGUCGUAGCUUGUAGCAAAAUAACCUUCAUUUUUAUGGCUGCAUAAUAUUCCCUUAUAUGCAUAGACCACAUUUUCUUUAUGAUGGACAUUUGGGUUUCUUCCACUUUUUGGCUGUCACAAAUAGGAACAUUUGUGUACAAGUUCUUUUUGUGAACAUAUAUUUUCUGUUCUUGGGUAUAUAACUAAUGGCAGAAGUGCUGGGUCACAUGGUAACUCCUACAUUGCAUUUUUAAUUCUCAUGAUGAUAAAUGCUAAGUGAGACUAAUAGGAUAAGAUAAUUCAGCAGCUGUCUGGAGGAUGUGACUAACAGGGUGGGAAAUAGUUCUGUAAAGAAAACUUGCAAAAGGCUGUAGCAGUGAGACCAGCAUCAAUACGUAUGAAACUAUGCUCAGGGACUUCACCCAUCUUUUUAGAUAGUAAUCCAACAAUGAGCAUACAUAGAAAUCUUAGUGGUUGUGUUACUGGUAACUGAAGGAAACAAAAACCAUUUAGUAAAACAAUCCAAAUUUAGUAUAUUUCUCUAAGAUCAAGUAAACUCUGUUAAAAGAAUGAACUUUCCACAUUUUAGAAAACAGCUUCCACUUCACAUAUAACAAAUGUUCAUACAUAUAUAUAUUUUAAUUUAAGACAUGGCUAAUGAAUCAAUAAUUUAAAAUAUAUUUAAACAAACAAACCCCAUCAAGAUUAAAAGAAGAAUAUGUGGUAUAUGUACACAAUGGAAUAUUAUUCAGCCAUAAAAAAGGAAGUAUUGCCAUUUGCAACAACAUGGAUGGACCUUGAAGGCAUUAUGCUAAGUAGGAUGUCAGAGAAUGACAAAUACUGUUACCAUAUGAUCUCACUUAUAUGUAGAAUCUGAAAAAAAAACAAACUCAAAGAUACAGAGAACACAUUGGUAAUUGCCAAAGGUGGUGGGCAAAAUGGGUGAAGGGAGUCAAAAGGUACAAACUUUCAGUUACAAAAUAAAUAAGUCCUGGAGAUGUAAUGUACAGCAUGAUGACUAUAGUUAAUAAUAACUGUAUUGUAUAUUUGAAAGUUGGUAAGAGAAUAGAUCUUAAAAGUUCUCAUCACAAGAAAAAAAAUUGUAAAUAUGUAUGGUGAUAGAUGUUAACUAGACUUAUUGUGGUGAUCAUUUCACAAUAUAUACAAAUAUCAAAUCAUGUUAUAUGUCAAUUAUAUCUCAAUAAAAAAUUAUGUAAUAUUCAGGUCUAAGUCUAAUGCAACAGAAUAAUAUCUCAAAAAACUUAAACUAAUUAUUGAGGCAUGACCUUCUUGAAGUUGCUUUGGGUAUUUUCUGUCAGCUUUGUUUUCUAGGUGUCUGGUUAUUUGAUCCCUGAGGUGAAGUUUUGAGAUUUUAUGACUGUCAGAUAACAUAACAAUAUCAUGGAACAUCAAAUAUACUUUGGAUAAGACUAGCUGUGUGAGCCUCACCUUUCUUUUUUUAUUCACCAGUACUAUGAAAUGCAUGUGUCAAAGGAAAUCUUUUCUUCAAAUAUCUAUGUCAUUGAAACAGCAAAGAGACUUUUCUCCUGUAUGUAGGCAAUUAUUACUACUUUCCAAGAAAAAAAAAAAAGAUAAGCACUGUUAAUGUAUGAGUGUAUAACUUUCCAGACUUUUUCUCUCUACUGAAGUCUGAUAAUCUCUCAGUCUUUGAAUAUUGAGAUACGCACAUAUUUUAAAAAUAGUUAUCAUGUGUAACUAUGGUUUUGUAAUCUGAUUUUUCUACUGACAGUAUUUCUGAAAUAUUUUCCAUGACUUCAUUAUUUCCCCCGUCUUCACAUUUAUUACAUGGAUACGUUGUAAUGUGUUUAAGCAGUUAGUUUUUCUUGAAUUAGAAUGUUGAACCCUGCCUCACCAUUUCUCUGUCUUUUCUAACAUGUUCAAUCUCACCCAGUCCCAAGGCCUUGAAGUAAGAUGUGGUUUGGAUGGUGUGGCUCCUUUUCAAUCCUGGAUGGUGUGAAGGGAGGGAGGAGGAUCUGCUCAGGGCAGGGCUGAGCAGCCUAAUCUCAGGUGCAGAGCAGCUUCCUCAGAAUGGAGGACCAGCCAGAAAACUGUCUGCUGAAGUGUUUGUUGUUUCCUGGGGAUUGGGGGAAGAGUUUGGAUUUAUCUAAAAUCCGUCUAGUCUUUGGAAAUUGUGUGUUUGUAUAGUAGGAGGUAUUAUGUAAAAUGGAAUGGAGGAGUUAAAAGUUUAAUUUGUUUCAUGGUAACACUAAAUCAUGCUUGCUCUCAUGGUCUCUUUUUCCUUUCCCAGUUCUGGAUUCUCUUUGUUCUUCUCCAGUAGAGGAACCCCAAGGAGGAUUGAUCAGUUUUUGCAGGUGUAAAACCAUGGCAUACGUUUUUGUGUGGACAAAAGUUUUCAAGUUAUUUGCAUAAAUACCAAGGAGCGCAAUGGCUGGAUCAUAUGCUCUGGAUUCUCUGGAAAUUGAAUUAUUUUCAAUGGAGGAACGCUGAGGAGGACUGAUCAGGCCUUACAUUUCUAAAACCAUGACCUGCUUUCAGGAAUUAGUGACAUUCAGGGAUGUGGCCGUAGACUUCUCUCGGCAGGAGUGGGAAUACCUGGACCCUAUUCAGAGGGACUUGUACCGGGAUGUGAUGCUGGAGAACUAUAGAAACUUGGUCUCACUGGCAGGACAUUCCAUUUCUAAGCCAGAUGUGGUUGACUUAUUGGAGCAAGGAAAAGAGCCCUGGAUGAUUUUAAGGGAAGAAACACGAAGACAGUACACAGAUUUGGAUUUACAGUGUGAGGUAAUCAGCUAUAUAGAAAUGCCCACUUAUGAAAAAGAUAUAUCUUCUACCCAACAUCAGAGCAUAUAUAACAGAGAGAAACGCUAUGAAUGUAAGAAAUGUCAGAAGAAAUUUAGUAGUGGCUAUCAACUUAUUCUACAUCACAGGUUUCAUAUUGGUGAAAGACCCUAUGAAUGCAAAGAAUGUGGGAAGAACUUUCGUAGUAGCUAUCAACUUACUCUACAUCAAAGAUUUCAUACUGGUGAGAAACCCUAUGAAUGUACAGAAUGUGGGAAGAACUUUAAAAGUGGUUAUCAACUUACUGUACAUCAGAGAUUUCAUACUGGUGAGAAAACCUAUGAAUGUAGGGAAUGCGGGAAGGCCUUUAUUUAUGCCUCACACAUUGUUCAGCAUGAGAGAAUUCACACUGGGGGGAAGCCUUAUGAAUGUCAGGAAUGUGGGAAGGCCUUUAGUCAAGGUGGACACCUUAGAAUUCAUCAAAGAAUUCAUACUGGCGAGAAACCCUAUAAAUGUCAGGAAUGUGGGAAGGCUUUCAGUAGGCGCUCAAACCUUGUUGAACACAGGCAAAUUCAUACUGUUGAGAAACCAUAUGUAUGUGAGAAAUGUGGGAAGGCCUUCAGAAGAGGGCAUCAACUUACUGUACAUCAGAGUGUUCAUACUGGUAAAAAACCAUAUGAAUGUAGAGAAUGUGGGAAAGGCUAUACCACUGCCUCAUACCUUAUUCUACAUCAAAGAAUUCAUAAAGGUGGGAAACCAUAUGAAUGUAAGGAAUGUAAGAAAACCUUUACCUUGUAUAGAAAUCUUACUCGGCAUCAGAAUAUUCAUACUGGUGAGAAACUUUUUGAAUGUAGGCAGUGUGGGAAGGCCUAUACUACUGGCUCAAAACUUUUUCAACAUCAGAAAACUCACACUGGUGAAAAGCCCUAUGAAUGUAAGGAAUGUGGAAAGGCCUUUAGUUUGCAUGGGUAUCUUAAUCAACAUCAGAAAAUUCAUACUGGUGUGAAACCCUAUGAGUGUAAGGAGUGUAAAAAAACUUUUACCUUGUAUAGAAAUCUUAUUCGGCAUCAGAGUACUCACACUGGUAAGAAACUUUUUGAAUGUAAGGAAUGUGGGAAGGCCUAUAGUACUGGCUCCAACCUGGUUCAGCAUCAGAAAACUCAUACUGGUGAGAAGCCCUAUGAAUGUAAGGAAUGUGGGAAGGCCUUUAGCUUGCAUGGGUAUCUUAAUCAACAUCAGAAAAUUCAUACUGGUGUGAAACCCUAUGAGUGUAAGGUUUGUAGGAAAACCUUUACUUUCUAUAGAAAUCUUACUCUGCAUCAGAGUAUCCAUACUGAUGAGAAACCUUUUGAAUGUAAGGAAUGUGGGAAGACCUUUAGACGUAGUUCACACCUUACUGCACAUCAGAGCAUUCAUGCUGACCACAAGCCCUAUGAAUGUCAGGAAUGUGGAAAGGCCUUUAAAAUGUAUGGAUACCUUACACAACAUCAGAAAAUCCAUACUGGUGGGAAACCCUAUGGAUGUAAGGAAUGUGGGAAGGCUUUCAGUCGUGCUUCAAACCUUGUUCAACAUGAGAGAAUUCACACUGGUGAAAAACCAUAUGUGUGUAAGAAGUGUGGGAAGGCCUUCAGAUAUGGUUCAGCCCUUAAAGCACAUCAGGGAAGUCAUACAGAUAUGAGACUCUAAGAACACACGGAAUAGGAGAAUGCCUUUAGGCAUGGCCCAAGCUUUGUUAACCUCAGACAAUUCACACUGGUAAGAAAUGACUGAAUGUUAGUCUUUGAGGUAUGUCUUUACCAAACAAGAGAAUUCAUAAUGCAGUUCAUGCCACUUUAGAAAGCCUUCAGUGCCACUCCUGUUUUAAUGGAAUAUCUGACUAUUCAAACAAUGGCAAAUUAAGAAAAAAAUGG